AUGGGUGUGGAUAUCCCCGAUAUUCGCAGUAUUAUCCAUAUUGGAACACCGCGGUCGUUGUUGGAGUACGGGCAGGAAAGUGGGCGAGCCGGACGGGAUAGCCAGCGCAGCGAGGCGAUUAUUAUCCAGCCCGAGGGCUGGGACGAGCCCACGCCGGAGACGCCAGAGGCCGUGGCGGAUCGCGAGUUGGUGGACGAGUACCUCGGGGUGGCGCCCGGGGUGGGAUGUCGACGGUUUGAUAUUGAUUCCACCGAGGCACUCUGUGACGGCUGUGACGCCGAUUGGCUCGCGCAGGAGUCGGUUUGCAUGUCCCCGGACAGAUAUUCCCCGGACACCCGCAUGGACGAUCUCGCCAGCACGACAAGCCCACCACGCGAGAUUAGCGCUACGGGCAGUCCCCAUUCCCAUGGUAGUGGCGAAUUAUUUCCAUUAUCGCAUAUUAUACCACAGAGCACGCAGAAUAUCGCGCCAAAUCCCACACGCCGGUCCCAAUCCCAUGACAGUACAGAAUCAUUUGAAACUCAAGUAAUAUCGCAUGUUAUACCACAGAGCACGCAAAAUAUCGCCCCCAAUCCCACGCCCACGGUUAGUAUCGCCGAAACGCCAGCGCCAACGGGUGCAAGACCAGCGCCAUGCAGCGCCCCGUAUUCAACACCAGGUGCAAGAUGCACGGCAGUGGUUGGACGAGGAAACUAUUGA
Messenger RNA from Aspergillus tanneri, 699 nucleotides. RefSeq lists its product as uncharacterized. Lineage: Eukaryota; Fungi; Ascomycota; Eurotiomycetes; Eurotiales; Aspergillaceae. Gene Ontology annotation, cellular component: cytoplasm; chromosome. Gene Ontology annotation, molecular function: 3'-5' DNA helicase activity; four-way junction helicase activity. The record is from RefSeq and is a predicted model, not a curated record. Bases 1 to 699 code for a protein of 232 amino acids. The transcript is spliced from 2 exons. Gene Ontology annotation, biological process: double-strand break repair via homologous recombination.